CCUGAAGGAACAGUCAUGGCGGAGGCGGCGUGUGCGACCGUUUCCAGCCUCUGCCGAGCUCCCGAGUAUGAGCUGGCCGGCGUGAACUCGAAACUUUUCCAAGUCGGCUCUUUCGGCAGCCUGUGGCGGAAGCAGCUGGACGGGGCGUACCUGGGGUUGGAGGAAGAGGGCGAGGAGGAGGUGGUCGGGCAGCAGCUGGUAACGCAGCUGGGCCUCCCCUCAGACAUGGUGGAGGAGCUGCAGCUGGUGUGCGGUGUUGAUACAUUGAAAUGCACAGAACAGGACACCAGUACAGAUGUCAUCCCAGAAGAUACAGACCUUGUCACGUUAGAAAUACGAAGAAAAGUCAUUAAAAAGAGAAAGGAACGUUUGACAUAUGAUCGUGCCUGUAGGCAAGAAAUUUAUGAACAUGAGUAUGAAAUGCAAGCAGUAGGAAGAAAGCCCAGUAAUCCAGAAGAUUCCAUUGCAGCUGGAGAAGUGAUUCUCACUGUUAAUGUCUACUCUCCAAUUAUAUUUGUUAAGCACAGGGAGAACAAACCUCAUCACACCGUGCUUGUGUUGGGUAGUCAGAGACUAACUGAGCUAAGAGAUGCCAUCUCUUGUGUCAGUGACCUUCAGAUUGGUGGAGAAUUCAGCAAUACUCCAGACUUGGCUCCAGAACACAUUAGCAAGGACUUGUACAAGUCAGCCUUUUUCUUCUUUGAAGGAACCUUCUAUAAUGACUUGAGAUAUUCUGAAUGCAGAGAUUUGAGCAGGACCAUCAUUGAAUGGGCAGAAUCCCAUGACAGGGGUUGUGGGAAAUUUCGAACUGCUAAAAUGGAGGACUAUACGUUCAAUGAUAUGUGUAUUAAGGUUGGCUAUCCUUACUUGUAUUGUCACCAGGGUGACUGCGAACAUCUCAUCAUCAUCACAGAUGUCAGGUACAGUCAUGGAUUUUGGAUGCACAAAUAUUCUGGAAGAGUAUCAAUAUUUUCAGAGUGCAGAAGAAUUGUCCAUCAUGAUGAUUGCCUAGAUAAAACUCUGUACCCGUGUGUGAUCAAAAAACACUGGAUGUGGACACGGAAAUGUUCUGUUUGCAAAUUAUUCAUUGUUCGGUGGGUGACCAACAAUGAUAGUUUUGCCCCUGAGGACCCUGCCUUCUUCUGUGACACAUGUUUCAGGAUGCUUCACUAUGAUGCUGAUGGCAAUAAACUGGGAGAAUUUCUUGCAUAUCCCUAUGUUGAUCCAGGAAUAUUUAAUUAAACGCUGUGUCAAAUUAGAAAAGUCUGGUUGGCUACUUAUUUUUUGUUGAGGUUUAAUUGAAAUUGGUGGAAAAUAUUUGGACUGGAUUCACACAAUUGUGUGUGGCACCAACAUUUUCACAAGGAUUACAUUCUUAGAUAUUCCAAACAAUAAUUUUAUGCAAGUACCAAGUUCCAAACUGUCCAAGCUGCUUUAGAACCUGUUUAAUUAAAUUAAGGCGUCUUGUCUAAAGCAGUAGGCUGAAUAAAUUUUUGAAGUUGACCAAACAGAGGUGGUGGCUUAUGGAACAAUGCUGGAGUUAUGCCCUUUUGCUGGUUUCAUAUGUCAAUUAUACUCAGCUUCCCAGACCUCCAUCUUGAGCACUCACAUUCAUUGUCACUCAUUCUUCCAAAGGAUUUUGUUCUAUUCUGAAGGUUGCCUGUUGUGGAAAUUAAUGGGUUAGACAUUGUUCUUUACUUCCAACAUUUGGAUUCGAGGCUAACGCAGAUUGGUUUGAAUGUAAGUCUCUGCUUGCUAACUGUAAAGGGACUUAUUUGAGAUGAAUCUCGAGGAGUCUUUAUUCAGUUUCUGGCAAAUGGUGUCUGUUAAUGUAAAACUUCUAAAUUUGGCAUCACUUGCUAAACUUAGAGAUUAAAAGAUAACUAUUUUACUGAUGAUGUUGGAUAUCUCUUUGAAGGUUGUGCACUGUACUGAUGCAAGGAGUUCCAUCUGUAACUUCAAACCUCAAAUUUUAAGAUGUUUUGAAACAUGUUAGUUUAAACGUGUCUCACUCUCUCACCAGGAAUUAUCAUUUAUUGAUAAAGUAAUCCAAUAAAUGUAAUUUAGGAUUUUGUUAAUCACUGAAAUAAAAGAACAUUGUACUUAGCUAAAUCCUGUGCUAUUUCCACAUGCCCCAAUGGGCAGACUGCAUUAUCCUAAGAAAUAACAUUUGUUAAUGAAUGAUUACUUGUCAUGUUUAUUGUGUUUGCAGUGUUUUCUUCACAUUAACGAAGGUGGUUAUUGGGCUUUAGGGGCCAAAAUAUUUAGCUUAGCUAUAUUUUGUUCCUUUUGCAAAGGAGUUCUUUUUGGAUUAGUGGUUGGAGGCAAGCUUAUCAUAUUGUAUUUGAGUAAAGUGGUGAUCUUUUUCCCACCAGGUCCCCAGUUUUAACUUGAAAAAUUCUCAACCAUUGACUGAGAACUAAGAGUUGUGGUAGACGACACAGGAGACCUGAGAACAAGAGGGGUGGGGGAUCCUUUGUAAAUGGGGACUUCUGUCCGUUGUUCUAACUCAAGUUAGAUCUUUGUGGUGGUUGUUACCCGCAUUGGAGCUUGUAACCCAACUUUAGGGGUCCCCACUCUCACCUUUGGAAGCCCUGUUAUAGGGGCUAGAUAUCAAGGUGCCUGGAGAGAGAUGAUUUUGCACAACUGGACUGAUUAGUCCCAAUGAUAUGUUUACGACUUGUUUUUGUGUUGCUUUGCAAUUUUUUAUUUUGAGUACUCUGACUUGUAUAAAUUGUGAAUCCUGUGACUUUAUUUCCAGUUAUCUUUACAAAUAAAGUGAAUUUUGAAA
Messenger RNA from Hemiscyllium ocellatum (epaulette shark), 2791 nucleotides. It is a transcript of the gene snapc3, whose product is annotated as small nuclear RNA activating complex, polypeptide 3. Gene Ontology annotation, biological process: snRNA transcription by RNA polymerase III; snRNA transcription by RNA polymerase II. Bases 16 to 1242 code for a protein of 408 amino acids. Lineage: Eukaryota; Metazoa; Chordata; Chondrichthyes; Orectolobiformes; Hemiscylliidae. The record is from RefSeq and is a predicted model, not a curated record. The transcript has 9 exons. Gene Ontology annotation, molecular function: RNA polymerase II cis-regulatory region sequence-specific DNA binding; bent DNA binding; RNA polymerase III type 3 promoter sequence-specific DNA binding. Gene Ontology annotation, cellular component: snRNA-activating protein complex.